Ruditapes philippinarum (Manila clam) is the source of this 422-nucleotide messenger RNA. Its product is annotated as big defensin-like. Bases 7 to 366 code for a protein of 119 amino acids. The record is from RefSeq and is a predicted model, not a curated record. The transcript has 2 exons. NCBI's taxonomy places the organism in Eukaryota, Metazoa, Mollusca, Bivalvia, Venerida, Veneridae.
AACAAAAUGGAGAGAGGCACACUCUAUUGCAUCUUUUACAUUAUCCUUCUAACUGGGACAACUCCAGCACUAUGUAUUAACAAGGUGGAACAGGAAAAAGAAACUAACAACCAGAAACGAUUUGGUGUCGCUGCUAUUCCCGUUUAUGCCGGUGCAACUGUUUCGCCGUGGGUAUGGGCGGCGCUCAUUGCAGCUUACGGCGCAGCGGAACUCUACAAAUAUUCCGUCAGCAAGACCUCAAGCGACAGUCACAGUUGUGCAAACAAUAGAGGAUGGUGUAGAGACACUUGUUUCAGUCAUGAGUACAUCGACCACUACCAUACACCCGUCUGUGGCAAUUACUAUUGCUGCAGAUCUGAGAUCUAAACUUAUUUUGGUAUCCAAGUAUUUUGAAAUUGAAGAGAAUAAAAGAAGUAAAGAUA